This is a messenger RNA of Microtus oregoni (creeping vole), 1019 nucleotides long. RefSeq names its product RNA guanine-7 methyltransferase activating subunit (gene Ramac). Gene Ontology annotation, molecular function: RNA binding. NCBI's taxonomy places the organism in Eukaryota, Metazoa, Chordata, Mammalia, Rodentia, Cricetidae. Gene Ontology annotation, biological process: RNA 5'-cap (guanine-N7)-methylation. Bases 474 to 827 code for a protein of 117 amino acids. The transcript is spliced from 3 exons. The record is from RefSeq and is a predicted model, not a curated record.
AGUCCGCUCGUCACCCCCGCCACCCAGCUCCGCUUCCGGUCUCCACAGACGCCGGGGUCGCGAGCCGCCUUCCCGCCCGGUCCCCGUGCGUCAGCGACUGCCAGGCAAGGAGAUUUUAAUACACGGCGACGCCUUUAACCCUUCGGAAGGACUGGCAGGCGGUCCGGCAGCGACAAGCCAGCACGGCCGACCUCCCCGACGCCGCUCGACACCGCGCCGCCACCCUCCCGCCGCGCUGCGGUUCGAACGCGAGGGGCGUGGCCGGACGGAACCCCACACCCGGCGACCUCUAGACGUCGCGAGAUUUGAUAGGCGACUUCGGCUUUUGCGCUCCGGAAGUGGAAAUGGAGUAGUGAGGGAUCCCUGCGCGUUUGGUUACCUUGGAGAGCCGUUUUGGGUGCUGCUGUGUAGACGACCGAGGCCCCUCCAGGGCGUCCCGCGGAAGGAUCUUAAAAAUUGUACAGAAUUUCAAGAUGAGCGAUACUUCUGAAGAGAUUCCAAAUUUUGAAGAGAUGUUUGCAAACAGAUUCACACAAGACGACAAAGAGUACCAGGAAUACUUGAAACGUCCCCCUGAGUCCCCUCCAAUUGUUGAGGAGUGGAAUAGCAGAGGUGGCGGUAACCAGAGAAAUAGAGGCAACUGGCUGCAAGAUAACAGACAGUUUAGAGGUCGGGAUAACAGACGAGGAUGGCCAAGUGACAAUCGAUCAAAUCAGUGGCACGGACGGUCAUGGGGUAACAACUAUCCACAGAGACAAGAGCCUUACUACCAUCAACAGUACGGACAGUAUGGCCCCAACCAGCGGCCUCCAUAUGGUUACUACUGACAGAAAGGAUGCGGCUUUAACAAAAGGCCGUUCAUUUUGAUAAUGUGCUGAAUGUUCGUUUGUCUUCUUUUGGUCAUAGUUUUUCAUUCUAUUUUACAGAAUGGGUUGUUAAUUGUUUAGAACUUGAGACUUGAAAAUAAAUUGAUCUUGCUAGAGGUGUGACAAUUGAUGGGAAUAAAGUGUGGAUUAUAU